This is a messenger RNA of Closterium sp. Naga37s-1, 7095 nucleotides long. NCBI's taxonomy places the organism in Eukaryota, Viridiplantae, Streptophyta, Zygnematophyceae, Desmidiales, Closteriaceae. The record is from the annotation of a GenBank genome assembly.
AUGGGAGGAUCAGCUUGGGAACCACAGCAUGGGCGAGGUGUACUACAGGGAGCUCAUGGGCCUCGGUUCUUCGCUAGAGACGGCAGCCAGCACCAUACUCAACAUCAGCAGCAGCAACAGCAGCGGCAGCCAGCAGUGUACACGCCGAAGCACUCCCCCACUCGUGCGUACUCUCACAGGCUUCCAACCAGCAUGGAUGCUGCUGCCUGGGCGCUCUGCCAUCACCCCUCUUCACCGCUCCGCAGCGCUCCCAUAGGGGCUGUGGCUGCGGCUGUGGCUCAGGCUGCGAGUGCUGCGAGUGCUGUGAACGCUGCCAGUGCAGCAGGGAUGCCAGGAGGAGGCCACGGCUUCUGGCCCAUGAGACGUGACAUGGUGGGCCCGUGGCACAUGGGGCCUAUGGGGUCCAUGGGAUCUAUGAGGUCUAUUCCCACUAUGCCCAUGCCCAUGUCGCUUCAGCUUCCGAUGGCUGCACUGCCACCCAUGACCUCCACACCGCCUGCUGGUUGCACCAUGCAAGCAUCGCCUGUGCCUGCACCGUUCCCAGCUGUUUUCCAGGCGAAUCCAGUGGCGGCUCAUUCCUGGCCCACGAGCAGAUGGCCUGCAGGCAACGGAACGAGGGGUAACAUGGGAGUUAACGGCAGUGGGGACGCGGGUGUACCAGACCGCAUGAAUGGUGAUGCCGGUGGGGACGCAGUAGAGGAAUGCUUGCAGGCCAUGCAGGCCAUGUCCAUCGACCCAUCCGAUUCCUCUACUCACGUUUCUCAGCCAUCCAAGUGGAGCAGCUUGGCGGAGGGUGCACCAGGCAGAGCUGAUUGCCAGUCAAUGGGUGACUGCAGCAAGUUCCCAGGGAGUGGCAGCAUGCCAUCUUCCUUGCACCUGCACCGCCCCUCCUCUGACUAUAGCUCCACGUCAGCCACUCCCUCGGUGCCCCACCAGCAAACAGUACGACAUGUACCAACCAAUCAGCAACAGCCAUCAUAUUCUAUAGACGCAUACCCGCGCCUAUCGCCUCCGUUCUUCUGGCAUGAGGCUGUGUGGAUGCCUGGUUUCGCUCUCUCCCAUGGCUUCUUCCCUUCCUCCUCCACCAACACCAGAAGCAGUAGCGCAGCCAGCAGCAAGUGCGCCAGUAGCACGCCUUUCAAUGGUGUGGCACACCCAUUGGGUCCAUUCCCUGGAUCGCUUCCUGUCCCAGGCAAUGGGGUUUUCAACUGGUCUAUGUUACAGCAGCAGCACAUGUACAUGCAGCACCAGCAGCAACAGCUGCAGCAGCAGCAGAAACAGCAGCAGCUGCAGCAACAACAGCAGCAGCAGGAGCAACAGGAGCAGCAGCUUCUCGUGAAACCCGUUCCACAGCGUGCAGAGCCCAUAACCAAGGAGGGCAGCGCUGACAGAGGAUGCCAGCAAGGUGUGCCAGGCACUGAAACCCCACGGCAGGAACACGACAUGAAGACUGGGGAUGUGAGAGAGAAUGAGGAGGAGAGUGAAGGAAAAGCAAGUGAUUAUGAAGAACCGUGUGGUACAACGGCAGGGAGUGAAUGCAACAAGGCCGAGAAAACAGACGACAAUGUAAUUUCUCCAGACAGCCCGAAGGCGCAUGACUGCUCCUCUUCUGCACAUCCCUCGCAGUCCUCACGGCCCGCACAGCCUUUACCUCGGCAGUCUCCUCUUCAGAGCAGAACCCCGUCCCGCCUCAAGCCAUGUGACUCUGUGCACGUUCAUCUCUCUCUCUCCCUCCAAAUCCCCUCCCCACGCGCCUUCUCUCGCCUCUUCAGGAAGCCUCCACGUGCCCGCAGAUCCCCAGGCCUCAGAGUGCUGUCACCGGGCCUCAGUCCCACGCAAAAGCAGCUGCUUGCAGGGGAAGCUGCGCACGGCAUGGGGCUCAGAAGCCCUUCUUCCCCCCGUUGCGCCGCCACUUCUCCACGUCUGCGCUCCUGCCGCACUUCCUUCCCCCCCUGUGUCCCCCGCUGCAGCCCCACCUUUUCUUUUCUUCCGGAUUCGCUUUCCCCGCUCCACUCCCCUCUGGUCCUCUCACCCACUGUUGCCCUGCAUGUCUCGCAUCCCUCAUCCCCAGUUGGCCCCUGUUCCCCCCGCUGCUGUUUGCAAGGCACCAGCCCAGCAAGGAAGAGGGAGAGUGUGAAGUGCAACAUGGGCAAUGAUAGGGGUAGGGGUGGUGGAGAAGAGGAUAGGCUAAAAGAGGCAGGCGGGUUGGAGAAGGAAGGAAAUGCUCGCACUGGAGUGGGUGCAAAUGACGAGUAUCUUGUGAAGCGGCCCGCCAAGCCGUCGGCGGCGGAGUCGGUGCAGUGCGAAUGCCACAAGGGCGCGGGGGGCCGCGCGCGGGAGAGCAUCACGGGCCGGGGGUGGAAGCGACUGGUGGUGGCGGAAGAGGAGGAGGAGGAUGAGGAGGAGGGGGAAGAGGAGGGGAGUGAUGAUGGGAGCUCGGAUGAUGGUUCGGAGGGGGGAGAUGGAGCAGAGGAGAGCGACGAGGAGGAUGAGGAGGAGGGGGAGGAAGGAGAGGAUUCAGAAUCGGAGGAAGAGGAGGAGGAGGAGGCGGCGGAGGAUGAGGAGGAUGGGGAGUGGCAGGGAGGCAAGAGGAAGGCGAGCGCGCAUGCUGCACGUGAGUUGCAGCAAGCACUGCGGACGGAUAAGUGCGGGUGGGGCCUCAAGGCCAACGAGGACCUCCCUGCGGGAUGCUACGUGAUGGAGUAUGUGGGGCAAGUGAUAGACGACGCCACGUGCGAGCAGCGCCUGUGGGACAUGAAGGCCGCCGGGGAGACCGACUUCUACCUCUGCGAGGUGAGCAGUGACAUGAUCAUAGACGCGCGCUACAAGGGCAACCUCUCGCGCCUCAUCAACCACUCCUGCAACCCCAACUGCGAACUGCAGAAGUGGCAGAUGGAUGGGGAGGUGCGCAUAGGCGUGUGCACGCUGCGCGCAGUCAGCAAGGGGCAGUUCCUCACAUACGACUACCAGUUCAUAGGGUUCGAGCUACAGCCCAAGGAGUGCCACUGCGGGGAGCCCAACUGCCGCGGCCUCCUCGCCACGCGCACCAUCUCCCCCUUCACCCUCCCCCUCCCCUUCCCCGCCCCCGCCCUCCCCGCGCUCCCCAUUCCGCCCGCCUUGCCCGCCACCCCCCCGCAUGCAGGGGGAACCGUUCCCCCUGGGGGCGCGCAGGGGAAGGGGAAGCGCGGAGGCAGAGGGGGAAAAGGGGACGGAAUAAAAGGGGAAGGGAGGGGGAAGACUGUGGUGGAUGUGUGUGGGGGAGUCGUAACAGGGGGCAGCGGGGCAGGCAGGGGCGGGGUGAGGGGAAGAGGACGGGGAAGAGGAGGUAGUAUGGGGCAGCAAGGAGCAGUGGGCGUGGGGAGAGGAAGCGGGAGGGGAAGAGGGCGAGGCAGGUGGGAGGUGGGAGGAAGGGAGUGUGGAGAGAGGGGUGGUGGCAAGAUGGGGAGAGGCAGGGGUGUUUCUGCAGGAGGUGCAGCAGUGCCGAUUGCCUUGGGGAGAGGUGCAGAAGGGAGCAGCAGAGGCAGCGGCAGAGGGAGAGGGAGAGGGAGAGGAAAAGUGUGGGUGAAGCAGCCGAAGAGGCAGCAUCUGUCAGAGCUGCAUGCGGACGGGCACACUCUGGUGAGUGCUGGUGGUGCGCUUGACACUGACCGAGACUUGGCUGAUGUUUCUCGUGCCAGGGCUAAGAGUAUGGCUCUAGAGGCGGAUGAGGAGGAGGAGGAGGACGUGGAGGAGGAAGAGGAGGAGGAGGAGGAGGAGGCAGAUGAGGAGGAAGAGGAGGAGGAUGAAGAGGAGGAGGAAGAUGAGGAGGAAGAGGGAGAGGAAGAGGAAGAGGAAGAGGAGGAAGUGGAGGAAGAUGAGGAAGUGGAGGAAGAGGAAGAGGAAGAGGAAGAGGAAGAGGAAGAGGAAGAGGAAGAGGAAGAGGAAGAGGAGGAAGAUCUGCAGGAGCGCGGGGAAGAGAUAUCUGGGGAGGGGCGUCGUGGGAGCAGGCGCCUCAUUCCGGGGCCGGGGUGGGCCCCGGUGCCCCUGCUGCGCGGCACCAGGCGCAAGCGCCAGGCACGAGGAGUGCGAGGGGGCAUGCGCAGUGAUGUGCGCGGUAGCACUGCUGGCGCUGCUGCUGGGGGCAGCACCGCUGCUGGGGCCACCGGUGGGGAGGGCGGCGAGGGGGAGGGAGGUGGCAGGAGGGCGCAGGAGGGAUCGUGUGUGACGUCAGUGGCUGUGGCUGGGGGCCGUGCUGCUGUGGCGGUGGGUGGGUGCGCUGGCGGGCAGGGGGACGUGGGCGUGGGCGUGGGCGUGGGCGUGGGCGUGGGCGUGGGCGUGGGCGUGGGCGUGGGCGUGGGUAUGGGUAUGGGCAGGGAGUGGGUUUCUUGCUGUCCUGCCUCUCACUGCCACCUCUGUGCUGCUGCUGCGGUUGCUGCUGGUGGUGGUGGCUUCAAAGUACCUGCUGGGCCUUGUUUGGCUGCUGCUAGUGCCGGCCCUUAUUCUGCUGUUGCAGCUGCUGCUGCCGUGGGAAGAGGAGCAGUGGGAUAUAGUGGGAGCAGACAGACGGAAGUAGGGGGGCCUCAGCUGGACCAGAGAAUCAAGGGGCAGACUGUAGAGAGGGUGUACUCGCGGAAGAGGCUAAAAAUGGAUGUUACUGUAAAGAAAGAGCCAGUGGGCGAGGAGCCACUGGCAGGUGUGAGGGUGUGUGCUGGUGAGGGCGAGGGGGGUGAAGGAGUGGUGAAGAAAGAGUGGGAAGAGGUGCAGAGAGUGGGGGAGGAGGUGAAGAGAGUGGGGGUGGAGGUGGGGAAAGGGGGCCUCAUGCGUUAUGGGAGGGAGUAUCAGAGACGGAGGAAGCGGAUUCAGACGGAGGGGUGUGACGCUGCAGAGGGGCUAGUGGGGGAGAGUUUCUGUGCAGCAUGCACAUGCAGAGGCGCGGAUGGUGCAGGGGGGGUGCACACAGGGGGCGUGCACACAGGGGGCGUGCACACAGGGGGCGUGCACACAGGGGGCGUGCACACAGGGGGGGUGCACCACAGGGGGCGUGCACACAGGGGGCGUGCACACAGGGGGCGUGCACACAGGGGGCGUGCACACAGGGGGCGUGCACACAGGGGGCGUGCACACAGGGGGCGUGCACACAGGGGGCGUGCACACAGGGGCAAGGACUCCUGUGUGCACAUGUGCGCACAUGGCAUGGCAUGCCCAGUAGCAGCAGCACAGGCGUGUGGCGAGGGAGUGGCGGCAGUGAGGGGUGUGACUCCAGAUGAUGUGCCUGAAAGGGGGUCCGCCACUGGCAAUGGCGCGCUGGCAGUGGGUGCACACGUGGACACUGCUGGUUGCACUGAUGUGACACGUCAGCAGGAAAGGGAAGGGGAUGGGGGACGCUUGGGGGGAGAGGAGGGGAAGAGAGACGGAAAGGAGGGGAUGUUUGAAGGUAGAGAAGGGAAAGGGGAGAGAGGGAGGGGGAGAGGAGUGAGAAGGGGUAGAGGAGGGAGAGGAGGGAAGGGAGGGAGAGGAGGGAGACGAGAUGGAAGAGGGAGCAAAGGCAGCGAUGGGAGAGAGGAUGUGGCUACAGGUGACCUCAAGGGGCUUGGCGUUGCUGCUGCUGCUGCUGCUGCUGCUGCUACUGCUGGUGGUGACGCCAGUGCUGCUGCUGCAUGCGGGCAGGGCAGGAGAGGGGGCAUGUCUUGCGCUCGAGCAGCAGGGCCGGGCCGAGGGGGAAGUGGCAGCAGCAGACACGCAGCAGCUAGAGUGGUGGCAGCUGCAAUGACUCGCGUGGCGAGGGGAGGGCGGGGAGGGCGAGGAGGGCGUGGAGGGCAGGCGGGUGUGGUGUCCGCAGGGAGGGGAGGCGUGGCCAUAGGAGGUAGCAGUGACGUGGAGACAGGGGAAGAUGGUGCUGGCACCAAGGGGGGAGGGAGGGGAGGGAGAGGAGGGCGGGGGAGGGGGCGGAGGGGCGGGGGCGCGUGGUGGGGCGGGGGUGGGGGGCGAGGGGGCGCGGAGGCGGAGGGGGUGCGGGAUGCCAUGCUGGAGCGGCUGAGCCAGGCGCUGGUGGGGCAGCGCGUGCAGCUCUGGUGGCCCCUGGAACAGAGCCCUCCUCUCCCCUGUCUUCCACCCGCACUCCUCUCCUCCUCUCCCCCGCCUCCCUUCCCCGCUUCCUCCCCCUGGUCCAUACACUCACACUCUAAAGGCCUCACCAACCCUCCCUCCCCUCUUCUCCCCUUCCCCUCCCCCUUAUCUCCCUCCCCUCUUCCCCCCUUCCUUCCCUCCCUUCCAACCCCCUCGCUCCCUCCCCUCCUCCCUUUCCUCUGUUCGCAGGUGCGGUACGACGAUGGGGACGAGGAGCACGUGGUGCUGGGCCGCGAGCAGUGGCAGCUGGAGGCGCACCCACCGGGCAGAGCAGGCAGAGGCGCGCAGGGGGGAAGCAGCACGGGGAGAGGCACAGGGGAGGGCGCUGGAGAGGGGGCAGGGGGCGAUGGGGAGGGGGAAGGAGCAGGGGAGGAGGCAGGAGGGAGAGGCAGGGGGGUGAAGCGGGGUGUGGGGUCGGGCGGAGCUGCUCGUGCUGCUACGGGCAAGGGCAAGAGGCUUGCGGAUGGUGCGCCCCUGCUGAGCCUGGCCGAUGCGCCGAAGCUGUUUGGUUCGGCGCAGCGGCCAGGUUCGGGGCUGAGCUGGGCGGAGCAGGAGGCGCUGGCACGGCAGCAGGCGCUGGUGGGGCGAAGGGUGGAAGUGUGGUGGCCGCUGGAACAGAGGUUCUUCAAGGGGGUCAUUGGCGGCUACGAUGCUUCCACUCUCAAGCACAGGGUGGCAUAUGAUGAUGGUGACGUGGAGCACGUAUCUUUGCGUGCGGAGCGGUGGCGCUUUGAGAGACAAACGGUGCCACCCACUGCCUGCUACUCGUUGCCCUUCUCCUGGCGAUCCGAGCCACUGACCCACCGUGCGGUGCGCGACCUGCAGGGCGAGCAGAUCAGGAUUUGGGCACCGCAACUCCACAGGUUCCGCAACGGCACAGUGGUAUCAGUGGCACACAGCAAGUUUACCAUCGAGUUUCUGUACGACGAUGGGGAGAUCGCAGUGCUGGACCUCUCACAGUGCCGCUGGGAGCUUGUAGACUCCGACUGA